GUCCCACCAAAACAGGAAGUUUUUAGAGUUUACACAGCUAGCUAACUAGCCUCGGAGUCAGUGCGCUUUUUCAGCUUCAACGUUCGGUGUUGAGUAACAGCCUUUAUCCGCGGUGCCAGGCGUCAGCUUGUUGUGGGGUUUGCUCUUUGUCAAGCGGAAAAGAAAGCACCGUAACAUGAAGCUAUGGAGGAGCGGAAGCUAAAGAGAAAGAACCCCAGGUCCUCCACCAACUCUGCGGCUCCGACUGGUGGCUCUGGCCGGAAAACGAGCACUUCCUCCGGGGGACGGCACGUCGGCUACAGCCACAACACGGGGACUCAUUCCAGCCAGAAGAACAAGAGUAGGAGGGGAACGAGUAAAGAUAAACCCAGGAAUCAUCAAGGCUUGGGUGCUAAAGCUAAUCAGAACCAGGGUCAGGCAGCUCCAGCCAUCCAGCACUCUUUUCUGACUGAUGUUUCAGAUGUACAGGAGAUGGAGAAUGGUCUGCUCAGCCUCCUAAAUGACUUCCACUCAGGGAAACUACAAGCAUUUGGUAAUGAGUGCUCCAUUGGCCAGAUGGAGCAUGUGAGAGAGAUGCAGGAGAAGUUGGCUCGAUUGCACUUUGACCUUUACAGUGAGGUGGACACAAUGCCGGAGGACCAGAGGAAGAUGGCCUGUGACACCAACAUGGACAAAUUACUUCUUAAUCUUGAGGAGCUGAGUUCGUCUAUUCAGAAACUAAACCUCGCCGACUCCCAGGACAUCCCGAGGACUGCCAGCAUGUGAAUUUCUUUCCUCUUCUCCACUCCAUCUCACCUGAAUGUUUUCUUUACGCCACCUGGAGGAGCUGCAGUGAAUAAGGGGGGCUUGAAGCAAUGUAUCUCUUAAGUAUUGAGGCAGAAAAGCCUGUGACUUCACCAGCGUUUCCUGCACUUGCAGGUGGAGGGAUUUAUUGUAAGAUGUCCCAAACAGGUAUGCACUGAAAGUAUUAUUUUAGUGGCAAGUGCUAAAUGCAGUGGUUAAUUUUAAAUAGGAAUAGCUUUAAAUAAAUGUGAAAAACCAGACAUUCUCAUUUAUAUUAGAAUCAGAGAGAAGGCAAUAUAUGAUCUGUGGUGUUUCAUGUCUGGAAUUGCUUGUUUUAACUUUAAUUUCCAAACUGCAGUGUAUGGCUAACCAAAGUUACACAUGUAUUUAAGCUCCUUCUUUGCACUUUGUUGCAUCUAAUGUCAAAGUCGAUCAAUGUCUGUAACCUUACAAACUAAAGACUUGGAGCUAAAAUGAUAAAAGUAAAGAUACAGUGUCAGAGUAGAGCUUAAACAAACUUGUAUUUUGUCUUUGAGACACUAAAAACUUAACACAAUAUCUCCUUGUAAAAUUAAUUUACAAUAUAAUUGGCUAAAAACAAUCAUUUAAAGCAUAGAUUCUGCGCUGUAUGAAACCCUGUUCAUAACCUUUGUGUAUGUUUGUCCUGGCCCAUGUGAGAGGCCUACUAUCACCUCCAACACGUCGCUCAGUGUUGAAUCUUUUUGCACAUUUUCAUGCACUGCACAUUAUCACGGCUGCGUUGGAUUGAUGCUGGAGGGCGAAGAAUCCAAAUGUUGACAUCACAAACAUGCCUUAAUUUUUUGAUUUAAUCAUUUUUGCCUUAUCGGUUCUUAAUCUUUAACCAAUUUACAUAGAUCAUGUUGAUUUUAGGGUUCAGAUUGUGUUUUUAAAGAUAAUAUAUAAUCAUCCAAUGAUGCUGCUUUGAUUGUAAAUCCUACUGUAUUUUAUCACUUCUUAUUAUAACUGUUUUUUGGAGGGUGUGUUUUAAAGUGUUUUAGCUGUUUGGUGGUUUUAUUUUUAUUGACUUAAUAAAUGUGUUGUCUGAA
Molecule: messenger RNA, 1850 nt
Organism: Cheilinus undulatus (humphead wrasse)
Lineage: Eukaryota; Metazoa; Chordata; Actinopteri; Labriformes; Labridae
Gene: ccdc28a
Product: coiled-coil domain containing 28A
Exons: 6
Coding region: 184-765 (193 amino acids)
Source: RefSeq, a predicted model, not a curated record